AUGUCAUCCCGCCUUGACCAGAUCGUCAAAGGCGCCCCCUCCCCGCGUCUCUCCCCCGUGGCCUCCCUUCCCGGCUCUACACCCCCCUCUCCCCCGCUCGAGCCGUCUCUCCUCCCCUAUAACCAGCAACAGCACUCCCCAUCGCCAUCCCCGUCGCUAUCCCCGUCGCCGUCGCCAUCCAUAUAUCCCCAACCCUCGCCGCAGGAAAACACCGCCUUCCCACUCCCCACCGCAACCCCCCCAGCAGACCCCCUCUCCACCCUCCCCUCUUCCCCCCCCCAGAUCUACCUCAACCUCCUAAUCCUCGAAUCCUCUCUGCGCUCGCAGUACCUUGCUCUCCGCGCCCGCCGCCGCCAAAACACCUUCUUCCUCCUCCUGCUCGCCUGCUGGGUCACCUACUUCGCCUACGCCCUCUUCCUCCGCCCGCGCGAAGAUGGCCGUGGCGUCGGCGGCUCCGUCUACUGGGUCGUCGAGAUGGCUGAGAAGGUCGCCCUGAUGGGUGGCGUGGUCACCGGCGUGCUUAUCUGGGGCACGGGCCAGUGGGAGAGGGGCGUUCGGUGGCCGAGGAGGUGGUUGGUCGUUGCGAAUCGUGGGUUGAGGGCGAUGAAUACGAAGAUUGUGGUGUUAAGGGGCCCGUGGUGGGUGGAGGUCUGGUCGUGGGUGGGGUUUUUGUUUCCGUUCCCUCUGCUGACCGGCUUGGGGGGCGUGGUUCAGUAUGUGGAGUCUACGACUACGGCAUUUGGUGGUGGUGGUGGUGGUGGUGGUGGUGGUGGUGAGAGAGAGAAAGGGAAAAGAUCCCGUGCAACCCUCUCAGCUGCACACCCCCAGCAGCAGCAGAGCUCCUCAUAUUACUCCUCCUACGCGGACGAACCCUUCCUAACCACACAUGGCGAAACACCACCCCUCCCGCCCGGCACCACCCUCGUCGAAGAAGACAUCAACCCCGGCGGCGACCACAUCAAACUCCUCCUGCUCCCCAAAUCCUUCUCUCCCGCCUUCCGCGAGAACUGGGACGAAUACCGCACUGAUUACUGGGAGAAGGAGAAUGAACGGCGCGCUCUGCUGAGGCGGAAACUGAAGGAGCAGCGGCGCGAGAGGGCGCGGCUGCAAGGGGGCUGGCUGUGGUGGAUCAGGUGGUUGUGGGGCGCGAAGGGGGUGCGCGGGGGUGGUGGCAGGAGGCUGGUCACUCCGUUGAGUGGUGGUGGGCAGCAUCAUCAUCAUCAGCAUGGGCAUGGCCAUGGCCAUUCGCAUCAUCAUCAUCAUCAUCAUCAUCAUCAUCAUAGAGAUUCCUCUAUAUCUACGGCUAUAGCUACCUCCUCAUCCUCAUCUACGAAACGCCGCUCCCAACACCACUCCCUACACCAACAUUCAGACCCAACCAUGCCAACAACAGCACAAUCGCACUCCCGCACCUCCUCGCGCAGCACGACGCCAAACCGCUUCUCGGACCAUGACGACUUUUCCAAUAACAACGGCAAUGGCAAUGGAAGCAAUCAUGAGCGCCACAGGCCGCGUAGGGGCAGUUCUGCAGCUUCAACGUCUGGCAAUGAGCGGAAGAGGAGGAAUAAGUCUGCUUCGUCUUUGUCGGAUGGCGGUGGCGGUGGCGGUGGUGGAAGGAGGGCACCGUCGCCGUUGGCAAGGAUUGAGGCGGAAGGGCUGGAAUAG
Messenger RNA from Paracoccidioides lutzii Pb01, 1665 nucleotides. RefSeq lists its product as hypothetical. Gene Ontology annotation, cellular component: Nem1-Spo7 phosphatase complex. Gene Ontology annotation, biological process: nuclear envelope organization. Gene Ontology annotation, molecular function: protein phosphatase regulator activity; phosphoprotein phosphatase activity. The record is from RefSeq and is a predicted model, not a curated record. The transcript has a single exon. The coding region runs from base 1 to 1665 and encodes 554 amino acids.